AAUCAUCUGGCUGCACAACCAACGGGACUUGAAAAAAAGAAAGAAAGAAAGAAAGAAAGAAAGAAAGAAAAGGAAGAAGACGACGGGCGAGAGAGAGAGCCUGUAUAUGUGUAUGGAGUAGCUAUUACUUAUCAGGUAAAAGGCCCAGCAGUGCUGACGAGUAGAUUCAUGCUUGCUGUUCGUCUCCGCCCCAGCAAGAGGGAAGUUGACUGUCAACUCGACUCCAUCGCCAAUAUGCAGGCAGAAAGGAGAAAAGGAACAACUAACUGUGACCGGAGAGACAUCACCACGAGCUCACCGUCUUCUCUCGGAGUUUGGACAGAGGGACUCACCCCAUUGGCUGCCUGUGAUGCCGGUGUAAACCAUCCCAUGCGGAGGCGAGGCUUUUCUCUUUUUGCUCUUGCUCUCUCACGCUUUACCUCUCAUUUUUGCCCGGCUGCUGCUGCUCUCUUCCAACUGUACAGAAGAAUGUCGUCUGAUAUGUUGGCGAUCAAGCUGGGCGACCAAACUAGCCCAAAUCCAACCCGAGCCCCAUCCCCGUUCAUAGGCAACACCAGCAACGCUUGCGUUUCAAGUGACGGUGCUGAUCUUGCUGCUUAA
Molecule: messenger RNA, 600 nt
Organism: Trichophyton verrucosum HKI 0517
Lineage: Eukaryota; Fungi; Ascomycota; Eurotiomycetes; Onygenales; Arthrodermataceae
Exons: 2
Source: RefSeq, a predicted model, not a curated record